Molecule: messenger RNA, 2454 nt
Organism: Arthroderma uncinatum
Lineage: Eukaryota; Fungi; Ascomycota; Eurotiomycetes; Onygenales; Arthrodermataceae
Product: DNA replication licensing factor CDC47
Exons: 4
Coding region: 1-2454 (817 amino acids)
Biological process (GO): double-strand break repair via break-induced replication; DNA replication initiation; DNA strand elongation involved in DNA replication
Cellular component (GO): MCM complex; nucleus
Molecular function (GO): ATP binding; single-stranded DNA binding; single-stranded DNA helicase activity
Source: RefSeq, a predicted model, not a curated record
AUGGCGCUCCUCCCCCUCCGUCUGAACGUAAACUACGAGGAAGAGCAGGACGUGUUCAAAGAGUUCCUUCAGCACUUCAAAUCUAGCCAGUCCGUCUCUGAAGCUUCUGCGACUGAAGCGAUCUUGGAUCUUAACAUUGACGAAGAUGACCUUGAUGCGCUGGAUGAAAUGGAGGAGGAUGGCGAGGAGAAUCAGCGAACAACGAGACGACAGAGGCGGGAACCCAAGCUUAAAUACAUGUCAAUUCUACAGAACAUUGCGGAUCGGCUGAAGAAUAACAUUGUCAUCGAGCUGGACGAUCUGGAUAAAUUCUUGAAAUCGGUGCCCGAUGGACCACACUCGAACCUUGCGGAGACUAUUACGAACAAUGCGAAACGUUAUAUCGACGUCUUCUCGGAUGCGAUUGACGAAAUCAUGCCCAAGGAGACCGCAGAAGUGACGUUUAAGGAUGAUGUUGUUGAUGUAAUCGUUUCUCAGCGUGGACGAAGGAAUGACGCCAUGAAUAUGGCACUGGAAGCAGAUAUAGACGUCGGCGUGCAGCCAUCUACAUUCCCCCCCGAACUCACCAGGAGAUACACUCUCAACAUUAAACCAAUCACACCCUCUGGGUCCAGUAGCGACCGCAACGCCAAAGCCCUCGCGGUUCGAGAAGUUCGUGGAGCCCAGCUCGGGAAAUUGAUCACAGUCAGGGGAAUCACCAUCCGAGUUUCUGACGUUAAGCCCUCCGUCAAGAUCAAUGCAUAUACCUGCGACCGCUGCGGGUCAGAAGUGUUCCAGCCCAUUACCACGAAGCAGUUUCUCCCAAUGACCGAAUGUCUCUCAGAAGAAUGCACAAAGAACAACACCAAGGGACAACUCUUCCUAUCUACUCGUGCCUCGAAGUUCGUUCCGUUCCAGGAGGCCAAGAUACAAGAGAUGGCAGACCAGGUGCCCAUCGGACACAUUCCUCGUACAUUGACGGUCCACUUGCUGGGCAACUUAGCGCGGCAAUUGAACCCGGGCGAUAAUGUUGACAUUGCCGGCAUUUUCCUACCCACGCCAUACACAGGUUUCCGUGCUAUUAAAGCCGGUCUACUAACCGAUACCUAUCUUGAAGCCCAACAUAUUACCCAGCAUAAAAAGGCAUAUGAUCAUCUUGUGAUGGAUCCAGCAACGCUGAGAAAGAUAACUAGACAUGCAAGCUCAGGAAACAUGUAUGAGUAUCUAUCGCGCUCCAUUGCGCCGGAAAUUUACGGCCACCUUGAUGUCAAGAAGGCUCUCCUGCUCCUCUUGAUUGGUGGUGUGACGAAGGAGAUGGGAGACGGAAUGCGCAUUCGCGGUGAUAUCAACAUCUGCCUGAUGGGUGACCCCGGAGUUGCAAAAUCUCAGCUCCUCAAAUACAUUACCAAGGUGGCUCCUCGUGCUAUCUACACCACUGGACGGGGAAGCAGUGGAGUCGGUCUGACAGCAGCAGUCAUGCGUGAUCCUGUUACAGAUGAAAUGGUUCUUGAGGGCGGUGCCCUUGUCCUAGCAGAUAACGGUAUCUGCUGUAUCGAUGAAUUCGAUAAGAUGGACGAUGGAGAUAGGACUGCCAUCCACGAAGUCAUGGAACAGCAAACCAUCUCGAUAUCCAAAGCUGGAAUCUCGACAACACUCAACGCUCGUACCUCCAUCCUUGCGGCUGCCAAUCCUCUGUAUGGAAGAUACAACCCUCGAAUUUCACCGGUUGAAAACAUCAAUCUCCCUGCUGCUCUUCUCUCUCGUUUCGAUGUCCUCUUCCUCAUGCUCGACACUCCCUCCCGCGAUUCUGACGAAGAACUCGCCAACCACGUUGCAUACGUGCAUAUGCACAACAAACACCCAGAAACCAGCCCUGAUGAGGUGGUAUUCACGCCCGCCGAGGUACGACAAUACAUUGCCAAAGCACGAACAUACCGCCCCGUAGUACCGAAGAGUGUAUCGGAAUAUAUGGUAGGUGCCUAUGUCCGCAUGCGCAAGCAGCAAAAAUUAGAAGAAGGAAGCAAAAAACAAUUCUCCCACGUCACGCCACGAACAUUGCUGGGUGUGCUCCGUCUCUCCCAGGCUCUCGCCCGUCUACGUUUCAGCGACCGUGUCGUUACAGAGGAUAUCGACGAAGCCCUACGACUGAUCGAAGUCAGUAAAUCCAGCUUGCACCAGGACUCACAAGCUGGCCUCGACCACAGCCCUACAAGCAAGAUUUACAAUCUCAUCUGCGCCAUGAGAGAAAGUGGUGCGGCUGCCAUCGGUGACGGAGACGAAGGAACGCUCAACAUGAAGAGGAUUCGGGAACGAGUUGUCGCGAAAGGAUUCACUGACGACCAACUCAGCCAGGCAAUUGAUGAAUAUGCAGAGCUGAACGUAUAUUUCCUUCAACAGGUCUGGCAAGUCAGCGGAAACGGCACCCGGCUUGUUUUCAUUGAAGCUGGAGAUGAUGAUGCGGCGAUGGAUAUGUAG